UACAUUCAAACGAAGAAGCUAUACCUAUACACUUUUGUAUUGAUUCAACUGUAUGAUCAUUUUGGACGAAAAAUGUUUUAAAUGGGAUAGACACGAUACAAUUCACUCACUAUAUACCUCUCUUAAACAAUUUGAAUUAAAACAGAACAUGGAGGUAGUAUUUAUCGCUGGACUGCGACUUUCAAAUUGCGAGGAGCACAUGAACGUCUCGGGAUUCCUCGUGUAGAAGUUACAGUUAGCUGCGGCGGCUAAAGGCUAAAACAACAAACAUUUCUGAAAAAAAAAAUACCUCUGGAUUUACGUUAUAAAGAGCUCGAUUUUAAGAGCGAGUCAGAAACUCUCUGGGUAUUUUAGCAGCACGUCGUCUCACCCGGAAAAACGACGUCCAAUUAGCAUACUAAUUAGCAUUAGCUAGCCUCAGAGUUCCAUGCCAGUUGAGCUGUCAGCGGCACAAGAUGUGGAGAUGUUUGCGCCGAGUCUGUCAUCAGAACAACAGAGAGAGCUGGCGAACAGACUCACCACUUUCCUGUCUCAGCACAGCCACUUAACCGACUCCUUCAUCAUUGAGUUCUUCACUGAGGAUCUCUGGCACUCAUUACCCAGCAGCUGGCAGCCUGUGCUGCAGGACCUGACGUACCCACAGGUCGCUGACCUUCUCCUGGACGCUGCACAUGGAGACAGGAGGUAUCCCUCCGUGUGGCCUCUGUCUCUCUUGGCUUUCCGCGCCACAGCUCACGCCCUGGCGUUUCCCAGGGAGCGCAGGCGGGAGCGAGGCAGGGCGGCCGGCUCGCCGAAGCCCGAAGAGUUCCAGGAAAACCAGAGUCAGAGCUCGCUGCUGGGCCACAUCUUCAGGAAACACGUCAAACCCAAGAAGCAGCACGAGAUCCGCAAGCUGGGCACGCUGGUGAAGCAGCUGUGUGAGCAGACUGACUGUAACAGAGUGGUGGAUGUCGGCUCUGGACAGGGUCACCUGACUCGGUUCCUGUCCUUCGGCCUCGGACUGUCGGUGACUGCCAUCGAGGCCGAUCGCACCCUGGUUUCCAUGGCGUCCAGGUUUGACGGACAGUUACUGUGGGCGUUGGAGAAGGAAAAGCAGAAGAACUGCUCAUCUCAGCUCCCCGGUGUUACAGUCGUCUCCCCGCCAUGUGGCCGGAUGGGUAAACCCCAAGGCAUCAUGGGAGGCUUUCGUCAAGCAGCUGAGUGCUGCAGAUUGUCGGUGAAGGUCCCCCCACUCCGUCUGGACCCAGCAAAAAGAGACUGCGUGGCUCUGCUCAUCGUCAGGGGCGCUCUCAGGAGGUCCAGACCUCACCGUCUCAGGACUCCGACACUCGCUCACAGGACGUCGAAUCGUUCGUCAGAACAGCGGCCGAGCGAGAGCGAGCCUGAGGAGCAGUCGUCUGAAAGCUGCCGGCCUGUCUGUGAGGAGGGGGUUCACCCUGAGGAAGACGAUCCAGACUUCGUCCUGACUGGUCUCCAUGCCUGCGGCGACCUCAGCACCACCCUCCUCCGCCACUUUGUCAACUGCCCACAUGUUCGCGGCAUCACCUCUGUGGCCUGUUGCUACAUGAAAAUCACAACCAAAGAAAACCCCUCCCCUCCAGGACUGGUCGAACCUCCCGCUCCGCCGACGCCGGCUCAGGAGCCGGUCCCCUCGGAGUUUGGCUACCCGAUGAGCUCCUGGGUGCGGGGGCUGUCGGGACAUCAGCUGUCCUAUAAGGCGAGGGAGGGGGCGUGUCACGCCGUGGAGGACUACAUACGGAGGCUCAGGGAGGAGAGCGAGCUGCUGAGGACGCACUGCUACCGGGCGAUGCUGGAGACGUUCAUCAGGGAUACGAGGCCGGAUCUACGGAGGGCAGGGAUCCAGACCAUAAAGAAAGCCCACCUACUGCCCUUCACAGAGUACGCCCGUCUGGGUCUGGCUCGGGUCGGCCUGCCUCCUGAGUUACCCCUGGACGCAGAGCGGGUGGAGGCCAUGUUGAAGCAGCAGGGCCGGGUGGUGGUGUACUUCAGCCUGGCCCUGCUGCUGGCUCCUGUGGUGGAGACGCUGGUGCUGCUGGACAGGAUGAUCUACCUGCAGGAGAACGGUGUGGACAGUCAGCUCGUUCCUCUCUUCGACCCAAACUUCUCUCCGAGAAACUUUGUGCUGGUGGCUCUGAAGCCGCGGGAAUAAGGAGGACGAAAAGGGAAAAAGUGUUGCUCUCCUUCACGUGACAGAAGGCGGCCUGAGUCUUAAUGUUAUUUAGAUUUUAGCCUGUUUUUAGUGUCAUGAAGUAGUGGACUACAAAGACUUUUAUUGGAUGGCCUUUGGGCGUCAUAUAAUCAUCAUAAUGAGUGCACGUCCUCGCUGCACCGUCCACACAUUAUUCACAUUGUGCACUCAGUAACAGCACAGAGGUAAUCAUGUGUUUGGGUUUGAUUUCUGUGGACACAAACACAUACUGUGUUAUUUUACUCUGUCCUCGAAAGCACCACUGGACAAUCAGGUUUUGUGCUUUUUUUGUAUCAGGCAUGGCAACAUAUCAGUGUGUGUGAGAUAAGAUCACAGUAUAUGCAUGGCACAGGUGCUGCUGGUGUCGCUUCCUCUCAGCCUGGGAUUUUAUUUGAUUUUAUUUUGACGUGUCUUUUGCAGCCUCAUGUUAAUAAAUCCUGUGGAUUUGGUCGUUUUAAA
Molecule: messenger RNA, 2668 nt
Organism: Lates calcarifer (barramundi perch)
Lineage: Eukaryota; Metazoa; Chordata; Actinopteri; Centropomidae
Gene: mettl25b
Product: methyltransferase like 25B
Biological process (GO): rRNA modification
Molecular function (GO): rRNA (adenine-N6,N6-)-dimethyltransferase activity
Source: RefSeq, a predicted model, not a curated record